Messenger RNA from Drosophila biarmipes, 2326 nucleotides. RefSeq names its product transmembrane protein 87A. The transcript has 10 exons. The coding region runs from base 37 to 1635 and encodes 532 amino acids. The record is from RefSeq and is a predicted model, not a curated record. NCBI's taxonomy places the organism in Eukaryota, Metazoa, Arthropoda, Insecta, Diptera, Drosophilidae. Gene Ontology annotation, biological process: retrograde transport, endosome to Golgi. Gene Ontology annotation, cellular component: membrane; Golgi apparatus.
AUUGUACGCAUAUAAAACACGUCAAACUCUUGCAAAAUGCAGGGAACGGCAGCGGUUUUGGUAGUUGCGUUGGCGCUCCUAUGUGGCUCGUCGCCAGCGGCCGGAAAAUCGGAUCCGGGCAUUGUGGACGUCCUGGUGAACACGGACCUGCCCAGCAUACGGGAGCAGCGACCGCUUUUGGCCAACACGAACAUCUACGCGCAGAUCAAGGGCUGCAAUGUGGAAACGAACCUCACCAUCACCUUCCGGCUGACGGAGCAUCCCUGCAUCUACGAUGAUCGCGUGCUGCAAGCCAUCUCCCAGGAUAGUAAUCUGCAGACCAACAAAAGCAUCAAUAACGUCAUCGCCGAGAUCACCAAAAUAUAUCCCUGCACUGGACUCAUUGUGCUGGCAACAAAUAAGGACAAGCUGGUGGAAGGAGCAGCUCCGCCGGAACCAAAACAUCCCAUGAUGGAACACAAACAUCCGCUUUCGCCGACAACAAAUCCGGUUGCCAGCGUCAAGGAGGAUGGCAUCUACGAGAUUGAAGUGCUCAUCACGGUGGCCAAUAACGCUCGGUUCAGCGCCGUGGUUCACAUAGAGUUCCUGGGACCGCACGGUUAUAUCUCGGCCAUUGACUGGCCAUUCCUGCCGUUCUACUUGAUCAUGUGCAUUGUUUACGUGAUAUUUGGAAUCAUUUGGCUGUUUGUUUCCUUCUCUCAAUGGCGAGAUCUGUUGAGAAUUCAGUUCUGGAUUGGUGGCGUCAUACUGCUGGGAAUGCUGGAGAAGGCCUUCUUCUACGCCGAAUACCAAACGCUGACGAACAAGGGAGUUGCAGUUCAGCAUGCAGAGCUGGUCGCCGAAUUUGUGUCCUGUGCGAAGCGCACCUUGGCCCGGAUGCUGGUCAUUAUCAUGAGCCUGGGCUUUGGAAUUGUGAAGCCCCGUUUGGGACCCAUGUUGCAUCGCGUUGUGGGCGUGGGAACCCUCUACUUUGUGCUGGCCUGCGUGGAGAGCUAUUUGCGCAUCACCAAUGUGAAGACCGACCGCAGCGAGCUGCUGGUGGCGAGCAUACCCCUGGCGGUUCUGGAUACUGGAAUUUGUUGGUGGAUCUUCACCUCGCUCGUGCAGACCACCCGAACACUCAGGCUAAGGAGGAAUAUGGUAAAGCUGUCGCUGUACAGGCACUUCACCAACACGCUGAUCUUUGCUGUUAUCGCUUCCGUCAUCUUCAUGCUGUUUGCCCUGCGUUUGCGUAGGAUCGAGAAUUGUACGCCUGGUUGGCGUGACAUUUGGAUUGAUACUGGCUUUUGGCACAUUCUGUUUUCGGUGCUGCUGCUGGUGAUUAUGAUUCUUUGGCGACCCACGAAUAACAACCAGCGAUAUGCCUUCACACCGCUACUGGAUAAUCCAGAAGAUGAAGACGAUGAGGAAGAGGAGGACCAGUUUGUGGCUGAUGCCUACGGCGUGAAAAUGCGCGGCCAGAAUGGAACGCCAAAGACGUCAACGACUUCACGGAAUGCCACGACCACCGAGGAGGACGACCUGCGCUGGGUGGAGGAGAACAUACCAUCCUCGAUGGCGGAUUCGGCUCUGCCCAUCCUGGACUCGGAUGAGGAAAUCAUCAAUACCAAGUUCGAGGUGUCGAAAAUGCAAUAAUCUGUGACUUUCGCUGGACCGAAGAGACUAUGCAUCUUUUGCACACUUACACAUCCGUGUCACCCGCCAGCAGCCAUUUCCCCAACUGCUAUGUGUUUUUUAUUUCCAUCCGCCAUUGAGGAGGGAAGCCUUUACUGCUGGACAACAUUGCCGUGCUGCACUGACACUGAUCUUCCAAUUUAGAGACACUGUUGGUCCGGCCACGUCUUCUGAUCCCGUGUAAAAUAUUGUAUGUAAUCGUAGUUCCUUCUACGCGCACGUCCUCCCCUCUAAAUAAAUCUAACUUAUUCAUAAUACCUAGCCUAAGUUGUAGAUAUCUAUGCGUGACGAAGCGUAAACAUAAUUUAUAAACUUCGAUUUCAAUUCUAAUGUUGAACCCCCGAGUACACUCGCUAAUGUGUAUGAGCGAGCUAAUUGUUGUCGCCUCUUUGUAAAUAGCUGGUAACACAAAAUACGAAACGAUAUAUAUAAAUGUAACGAGUAUUCUGUAUUAACUACGAUAAAACGCGACUAUGCAAUGUCGUGGAAAAACUUUAACUUAAAACUGCUGAUAAAUGAGAAAAUUAAAUUGUAACUGUCUAAGUAUGUAAGCACACAAUCACUUGCGUCACACCUCAACGUAUUUAAUUGCAUAUUUUUAAUCAAGCGGUUUAAGAAUUUCAUAAAUAAAUGCAAUCGUAUCUUAAAGGUA